CAUCUUAAAAAACUCAUCGAUUUUAGUUUUCGUUUUACGUCCAGAAGUUUAAGCUUACAUUUUCUAGUGCAUCAUACUGUAUUUAAUACAAAGAAUCUAAGAGAAAACAGAAAAUUUGCCAUUUAAAUUAUUGCUUAAAAUUCAGAGAGUAAAAAUAGAUUGUGCCACCGAGUUCUUAAUUGGACGAAUCUGAUUCACACAUAUAAAUACAGAGUACCGCCAAAGUUUCCAACAGAAGUAUUCUGCUUUUUAAUUUUGAAUGGUUGUGUCAAUGGAUAAAUAUACAGUACAGUGUUCUUUGGUUGGUGAUGCCAUGAUUGGGAAGUCUUCCCUUGCAAAGGCCAUCACCGGACAGAACUUCGACGAGGGAUACAUUGCUACUACAGAAGACAGCUAUUCAGCCUCCUUAUCCGUGGCUGGGGACAAAUAUUCUCUCAGCAUUCUGGAUUUAUCUGGACAGCAUGAUUACGAUCAAGUCAGAACGCAGGAAUACAGAAGCAACGAUAUCUUUGUCGUCUGCUUCAGCGCCGUGGAUCGGGAGUCCAUGGAGAGCGUGCGUGACUUCUGGGUCCCCGAGAUCCAGCAGGUGGACAGGAAACGACCUGUUGUCCUGGUGGCCACCCAGACGGACCUCAGACAGAGGGAGACUGACCACAUCACCAAGGAAGAGGGACAGAGCCUCGCCAAACAGAUCGGAGCGUUCUGUUACGUAGAGUGCUCAGCAGCCGACAAGACGGGCGUCAAGGAGGUAUACGAACAAGUGGUGAUGGCCACCUUGAAAUGCAGGAAGCGCCGCUCCAGUCUCAUCAAACGAGUGUUCAGCCGAUGAAGAUUAUAUCCGGGACCUGUGACGACAGACAUUGGUGUAUUGAUCACCCUGAUUGAUCAGAGAGAAAAUGGUAUAGAGUCAGUCAACAGGUUAACAUGUAAUGGGGACAGAAAAUUGCAAUGCAACUAAUUGCAACUAUUUCAGAACAGUUUACAUUAGUAUACUGUUUCACUGACUCCUUGCGAUAAUCUGCGUUUGAUUGACAUUCAACAAAGAACACCCCGCGAUAACAGGAGGUAAUACUUACUAAAGAUCACAGACAAAGGCAAAUUCAACAAGGAAUAUACAUAUAAUUCCUAUCCACUUUACAAAGCCACCUGCUACAUGUAUCUGCAGUUCUAAAAACACCAGGAAUCAUUGUAAAAUUUUGUUUUAAAGUAAUCAAUACUUUUGAUGAGCUUUAAAGGGUGUUUAAUAAAACAUGUACAAAAGUGGAUAUAAGCAAUG
Magallana angulata is the source of this 1276-nucleotide messenger RNA. Its product is annotated as cdc42 homolog. Gene Ontology annotation, molecular function: GTPase activity; GTP binding. Gene Ontology annotation, biological process: small GTPase-mediated signal transduction. Lineage: Eukaryota; Metazoa; Mollusca; Bivalvia; Ostreida; Ostreidae. The coding region runs from base 260 to 829 and encodes 189 amino acids. The record is from RefSeq and is a predicted model, not a curated record. The transcript has 2 exons.